CCCAUAGACUGCCUGUGGACUGUUAUAUACCAAACCCUGAGCUUUUUCACAAACUCUCUGUUCAUCCCCUGUUAAUAUGUCUGCAGUCUCUGAUCAUCUCCUGUACUAUGUGUGCAGUCUUUGAUCAUCUCCUGUAGUAUGUCCGCAGUCUCUGGCCAUCUCCUGUACUAUGUCUGCAGUCUCUGGUCAUCUCCUGUACUAUGUCCGCAGUCUCUGUUCAUCUCCUGUACUAUGUCCGCAGUCUCUGGUCAUCUCCUGUACUGUGUCUGCAGUCUCUGGUCAACUCCUGUACUGUGUCCACAGUCUCUGGUCAUCUCCUGUACUGUGUCUGCAGUCUCUGGUCAUCUCCUGUACUAUGUCCGCAGUCUCUGUUCAUCUCCUGUACUAUGUCCGCAGUCUCUGGUCAUCUCCUGUACUGUGUCUGCAGUCUCUGGUCAACUCCUGUACUGUGUCCACAGUCUCUGGUCAUCUCCUGUACUGUGUCUGCAGUCUCUGGUCAUCUCCUGUAGUAUGUCUGCAGUCUCUGGUCAUCUCCUGUACUAUGUCUGCAGUCUCUGGUCACCUCCUGUACUAUGUCUGCAGUCUCUGGUCAUCUCCUGUACUAUGUCCGCAGUCUCUGGUCAUCUCCUGUACUAUGUCUGAAGUCUUGGU
Messenger RNA from Staurois parvus, 651 nucleotides. The record is from the annotation of a GenBank genome assembly. NCBI's taxonomy places the organism in Eukaryota, Metazoa, Chordata, Amphibia, Anura, Ranidae.